AAUCUUGAAAACUAUACAGUGGGCCUACAUUAAAGAUUCUUGUGUGUAUACACUGAUAAUGGAAAUAACAUCAGCUACAAAUAUAAAUAGAGUGGAGAGUGGAGCUCUUUGCAUGAAAACCAUCCUGUUCAGAUUGCCUGUGCAGGCAUCGUCUCUCUUAAUCUAACAGUAAAUGAUCACAUCAUCCACCUGUAUUUCCUGCCGAGUGACAGUAUGCACAUCAUUACCUGUGACAUAUUUGUGUGUCACAGGUUUGAAAUGCUGGCAGACAGACUCUCCAGGUCUGAUAGGAUGUUUUAUGAUCAUAAGGUGCUAAAUAUAUUUUCAUCCUGAUGAAACUCACAUUUAAUUUUGCCGUGUGCAUGUGUAUGGAAUGUGUGCAUGAUGUAUGUGCGUGUGUGUGUAUGUACUUAUGUGUAAAGGGCAGACAGUUCAGGGGAAAUUUGAUCCUAUAGCCCAGCAUGGGACAGGGUACAUCUACUGCAAAAAAUAGCAGGCUCACCCCUGCAAGUGAUUUUAUUUUGCAUUAUAAUUGAACUAAGGGUGGUUCAAAGUUGUCAGUGUAUGGUUUAAUGGCUAUUUUAAUGGCCAUUUCAGAUGCCUCAUGAAUGUGACUAUAUGCUACAUAAAGACAUCAAAUUAGAGUUGAACUCAUAUUGUGACGAAAUACAUUCCAUUACCUGGAAUCAAAUGAACAUAAAGAGAGAUCAUUUCACUGAAACUGCACUGAAAUUGCCAGAAAGUGACUGGGAGAUUGAGUCUCUUGCUGUCACCCAGCUCCUUGUUAUUUGCUGAGCACGCUGGGAUCGUGUUCCAACAGGACUCACAUUUAUAUCUCCCUGGAUCCUGUCAACAUACUUACUGCCUCAACAAAAUGAAGCAAAGAGGAGUCUUAUUUUGAAUGUCCACUGCCUUCUAGUAGUAGUUGUUUACAUUAAUGGAUAACUUACUGGAAUGUGUGGUAAAUUCAUAUCAGCAGUGAGCGGUUUAUCAUUAGGCUGUGUGCUUUCUGUCAUUAAUUAUAUGCUAGUGGGGGACAUGCUGUGUGUGGAGGAAGGACGACUUGGUCACUUUCUAGGAAGGUUCACACAAAUCUGACGUCUGGCUCUGGGCCUGAAGCAGAUAGUACCAUGGAUCAUGUGCUAAACAUUGCUGACCAUUACAUAUUCACCCCAUAUGUUUACCCGACCUGGUGGCCUGAGGAUGAAGCUCUGCGUCAGAUAAUCAGCCUGUGGGUGGUGACCAGCCUGGGAGCAGAGCUGAUUUACCUGGGCUUUGGUGCUCUUAGCUUCUACUAUGUCUUUGACCAUAAGCUGAUGAAACAUCCACAGUUUAUUAAGAACCAGGUAAGAAAAGAAAUUCAACUUGGAAUUGUCUCUAUCUUCUGGAUGAGCUUCCCCACAAUAGCCCUUUUCUUCUGUGAGGUCAGGGGAUACAGCAAACUUUACGACAAGAUCAGUGAGUCUUCUCUGGGCUGGCAAGAAGUGUUCCAGAGCAUUGCUGGUUUCUUGUUCUUUACUGACAUGUGUAUCUACUGGAUACACCGGUGCAUGCACCAUAAGAGUGUUUACAAGCACUUACAUAAGCAGCACCACAUAUUCAAGAUCCCUACACCAUUUGCCAGCCAUGCCUUCCAUCCACUUGACGGCUUUCUGCAGAGCUUACCCUACCACAUCUACCCUUUCAUCUUCCCCCUGCACAAGGUGGUCUACCUCUCGCUCUUUGUCUUUGUUAACAUCUGGACCAUUUCCAUACACGAUGGAGACUACCGCAUCCCAGGCCCUCUGAUAUAUCUGAUCAACGGUGCUGCUCACCACGUAGACCAUCACCUCCACUUCAACUACAACUACGGACAAUACUUCACGCUCUGGGAUCGCCUGGGGGGCUCCUACCGACACCCCUCAGCCCUGCUGGGCAAGGGGCCACAUGACCAUGUCCGCAAGCUUCUGGCAGAGGCUGCACAGAUGAAGUGAUGAUAUGAGUCUUUUCUUAUUUAAAUCUCACGGGGAGAUUUCCAGAGAGGCCAGAGUCAAGAGACCAACAGCCAUCUGGAGCAGAAAUUUGAAAUCCAUGACAAAGGAGAGACAAUAUGUAAUUUUAAAUACAGAGCUGUGCAUGAAA
Messenger RNA from Lates calcarifer (barramundi perch), 2121 nucleotides. RefSeq names its product lathosterol oxidase. The transcript is spliced from 6 exons. Bases 1131 to 1973 code for a protein of 280 amino acids. NCBI's taxonomy places the organism in Eukaryota, Metazoa, Chordata, Actinopteri, Centropomidae. The record is from RefSeq and is a predicted model, not a curated record. Gene Ontology annotation, molecular function: iron ion binding; oxidoreductase activity.